GAGGCGACAAAAUAAUAUCACGUGAUCCAAAAUGGGCAGUCCUCUGACGGUGCUGAAAAAAGCCAUUUUCUGGCGCUGCUGCAAAUUCUGCCCAAGUCCAAAUAAUUUACCUGGAUCCUGGCUGGGAGGAGAGGCUAACUUUGAUGUGUGAUCAGAUCUGUCCAGAUGGAUAAAAUGCAGCCCAACCGGAUUAAAAUCACAGAUCUGAACUCACACCUCACAUGCCCACUGUGUGCUGGCUACUUAAUUGAUGCCACAACCAUCGUAGAGUGCCUGCACUCCUUUUGUAAAACUUGCAUCGUUGCCUUCCUGGAGACAAAUAAGUUCUGCCCUCGAUGUGACGUUCAGGUCCACAAGACAUGUCCUCAGCUCAGCAUCCGAGCUGACAAAACUCUACAAGAUAUUGUUUAUAAGCUUGUUCCGGGAUUAUUCAAAGAUGAGAUGAAACGGAGGCGGGACUUCUACGCAGAGAACCGUGUGCUGGAACCAGGGGAAGUGGUGGAGACGUUUAACAUAGCAGAGGAUGAAAUCAUCAGUCUGUCCAUACAGUUCUACGAGAGGAACAAAAAUAAUGAGAGGCAGCAUUCAGAGCUGGAAGGUGAUAAGGCCAACGGUAAACGCUUCCUGCAGUGCCCAGCAGCCAUGUCCGUCAUGCACUUAGCAAAGUUCCUCCGAAGCAAGAUGGAUAUCCCUAACAACUACCGGGUGGAGGUGUUGUAUGGAGACGAGCCCCUGAAGGAUUACUACACACUAAUGGACAUCGCCUACUUCUACGAGUGGAGACGAACUGGCCCCAUCCCCCUGCAGUAUCUGGUGAAGCCCACCAGGAAGCGCAGGAGGGCGUCCCAGGCGGCGCAGGGCCACUCUGACGGGGUCAACACCAGCCCCACGUCAGAGAGCGACUCCCACAGCGACAAGGUGCACAGCCCUCCCGCCGCGGCCCAGCCCCCCCGAGCAUCCUCCCAGUCCAGCCCUGCGUCCCACAACCUGCCCCCCGCCCUCCAGAGCUCCAACGGGACCACCGUGCCCAACAACACUCAGCGACACAGCCACGCCUCCAAACAGGGCGCCAACGCUCGGAAGGUGACUGUCAACGGCACGGGCUCCGGGGCCAAAGAGGAGGCGAGGGGGGGGGACAAAAGCGGUUUGCCUCCGACGACCUAACGAGUUUACAGACCCCCGGGAGGACAGUGUUGGAAUUGCUCCCGUCUUUCUUUCUACAGAGCGAACAGACACGCCUUCUGGAGAAACAGAAGGUCAAUGCUUCAGCAGGAGGGACUGAAAAGUGCAGCCAAAUAGACACUUGUAUGUAUGUAUGUUUGUAUGUAUGUAUGUUCGUGUGUGUGUAUGUGUGUGUGUGUGCGUGUGUGUGUGUCUUUAUGUGUUUUAGACUAGAACGGUGCACACAUACAAACUGUACAGUAUGUAUCAAACGUGAGCAUGUGUGCAUACAUAUGUAUAAACUUAUCUUUUAUACAAGAUAUUGUAAUCGUUUUGUAUUGUAUAUGCAGUGGGUCUGUUUCAUUUUCAUACUGUAGUUCCAUCGCUGAUUGACUCUGUGAAACGCUGAGUCACUACAGACGUGUGAUGUAAAGAAGUAAAAAAAAAAAGAAGCUAAUCCUCUCCUUUUUGAACAGUCGUGUUAAUAACUGCUGUAUAACGUGUCCACAGUAAGCAGCUGCUCAUCAGGUAACACAGGUACAUUACAUUAAAACUGCCCAUGCACUUUGUUAACGUCACAUCACAAAACCUGAAGUAUUUUCCAGCAGGAGAAGCUUUUCUUUUAAGUCCAAGCACUACCAGGCUCCAGGCAGGCGUCUGUCACAGCCCAAGUUCUCAUGGCAGUCGAACAACUCAAAAGGGAUUUGAAUAUUUGGCCAUGUAUGUUGUAGUUCCAUUAAUUUCAACAUUCCUUUUGUUUCUUUUCAACAAACGAUGAUUUUUUUAUCAGCCAUAUGUGCAUGUUUUAGGUCAAUAAAAUGUUUACUUACUAGGUG
This is a messenger RNA of Trematomus bernacchii (emerald rockcod), 1997 nucleotides long. RefSeq names its product polycomb group RING finger protein 2-like. Gene Ontology annotation, cellular component: PRC1 complex. Lineage: Eukaryota; Metazoa; Chordata; Actinopteri; Perciformes; Nototheniidae. The record is from RefSeq and is a predicted model, not a curated record. Gene Ontology annotation, molecular function: metal ion binding; promoter-specific chromatin binding. The transcript is spliced from 9 exons. Gene Ontology annotation, biological process: negative regulation of transcription by RNA polymerase II. Bases 166 to 1164 code for a protein of 332 amino acids.